AGUCUACGACGCACUGCCAUCGCCCGCGGACAUGGACAUGGUCAUCAUAUACGUUCUCGCAGCAUUAGCGCUGCUGCUUCUGAUACUGCUGGCACUCCUCUAUCGAUUUCUGGCGCGUAAAAAUGAUUACUUUCGCAACAAACCGAUCCCGUCGCUUCCGGGCCCACUGCUGCUGGGUGCAACCAAACCGAUGAUGCUGUCUCGAGUGUCCUUCACCGAAUACGUCAAAAGCACCUACGAUAGCUUCCCGGACGCCAAGGUAUUUGGCUUGAUGAAUACCGUCCUACCGUUGUACGUUCUGCGUGAUCCCGAGCUGAUCAGAAAGAUCGCCGUCGACGAUUUCGAUCAUUUCACUGACCAUCGGCCGCUCAUUGGCGCCGAUCACGGCGAUCACCCGAACCUGAUCGCGGUCAAAACGUUGUAUGCCCUGAACGGACAGAAGUGGAAAACGAUGCGAUCGAUGGUUGAUCCGGCCUUUGCCGAACUGAACGUAAAGGGCAUGUUCGAGCUGAUCGUCGAGUGCUGUGAAGCGUUGGUGACGCACUACCGGGAGCAAGGCGCCAAGGAGUGGGAUGUGAGAGACGUGUUUGAGCGAUUUUCGAGCGAUGUGAUCGCGACGUGUGCGUUCGGGAUCAAGUUUAAUUCGUCGAGCGAUCGCGACAACGAAUUCUAUCGCAAUGUGAAAAAGAUGAUGGUUUUUGGGAAUUUCAAAACGCAGUUGAAGAUCGCCGCCUAUUGGUUUACGCCGUGGUUCAUGAACCGUUUCGGGAUCGACUUGAUCAGUCAGGAGAGUAGCGAUUACUUUUCGGGGUUGAUCAAGGAAGCGGUCCGAACAAGAGAAGCAAGCGAUGUCAUUCGUCCGGAUAUGGUACACCAGUUGAUGCAGCUUCGGAAAGGUGGGAUGGUAACGAACCAGCAGGAAGAUGAUCAGCAACAGGAAGUCUCCGAAGUGACACCAUCGCUGCCCAAAGUUACCAUUACCGAGAGUGAAAUGAUCGGACAGUGUUGGACCUUCUUCUUCGCUGGAUUCGAUACGGUUUCGUCGACUCUGACCUUCCUGGCGUACGAACUAGCGUUGAACCCGGACGUUCAGGAAAAACUCUCCGCGGAAAUUGCAGACAUUCAUCAGUCGCUGAAAGGACGAUCGAUUACAUUCGAGGCUUUGAACACCAUGAAAUACCUGGACAUGGUCCUAUCGGAGACGCUUCGUAUGUGGCCCUCGAAUCCAGCCGUGGAUCGACUGUGCGUUCAGGACUACACGCUGGACGACGGACAGGGUUUGCAGUGUCUUUUGGAAAAAGGCACAGGCGUUUGGAUACCGAUCCACGGCAUUCACCGCGAUCCCAACUACUAUCCAGAACCGGAUAAAUUCGACCCGGAGCGGUUCAGCGAGCAGCGUAAGGGUGAGAUAAAACCAUACACCUAUCUGCCGUUCGGGAUUGGGCCUAGGAAUUGCAUUGGGAUGCGGUUUGCGAUGAUGGAGCUGAAGUGUAUGGUGUACUACUUGGUGUUGAACUUCCGGCUGGAGAGGACCGAGAAAACUGAAGUGCCGCCGGUCUUCGAGAAAGGAUAUGCCACGUUGGGUGCAGCGAAUGGUAUGGUGCUGAAGAUGGUGCCGAAAUAAAUGGUACCACUUUAACAGGAGCUUGAAAUCAAUGAUUUUACAGUACAAUUAUCGAUAUCUCAUUAAGUUAAUACAUAUAUUUUGUAAGAUUUUUAAUAACCAAUGAAAUAAUAAAUUUUAUUCUAUGAAAACACAUAAA
Aedes albopictus (Asian tiger mosquito) is the source of this 1763-nucleotide messenger RNA. RefSeq names its product probable cytochrome P450 9f2. Lineage: Eukaryota; Metazoa; Arthropoda; Insecta; Diptera; Culicidae. Gene Ontology annotation, molecular function: heme binding; oxidoreductase activity, acting on paired donors, with incorporation or reduction of molecular oxygen; iron ion binding. The transcript is spliced from 2 exons. The coding region runs from base 32 to 1624 and encodes 530 amino acids. The record is from RefSeq and is a predicted model, not a curated record.